CCCCUGAUGCGCACGUGACCAAAUGAUUGGUGGGAAAAUAGUUUCUUUGAUGAACUGACCAUUUUGCUGCUCUCUGAUGGGAUCCAUCUUAUUUUUGCCCUGCACUCAACUGAUGCAGUCAUUUGUGAGCCUCUCUCGCUGAGACAAGACGCUGGCGCGUUCGGAGGAAGGAAAACUCGUUUCUUGCCGUGACCGAGAGACCCUCCAAAUGAUGCCGACCCAGCGACACUUGUUGCGGCCCAACUCCAACCUUGGAAUUGCGACCACGUUGAUGUUGCGUCCGAAUCCGGUCCCGGAAGGUGUCUUCGGGUUACCGCAGCCGGCCGUGGCCCCAGCCGUUAAGCCCGAGAUGCAGCCACGACUCGCCGGCAUCAUCAACAGAGAGGCGUUAGACAGAAGAGGGGACGACAUGGCCUUCGUCAGCAAUGUGGCCAGGCUCGAGUUUGCAGACGGGGCCACCAACUGGGGUCGGGUCGCCAGCCUGCUGGCUUUCGCCGCCGUGCUGUCUCAGGCCUUGAAGGAGAUGCGGCGGGAGGGGUGUGUGGCGCUCGUGGCCCAGGAGGUGUCCACCUACCUGCUGUCGCAUCAGCGCACCUGGCUCGUGCAGCACAACGCAUGGAACGGCUUUGCAGAAUUCUUCGAGGAAAAUGACGUGGAGUCGAGAAUGAGGAUCGUCCUCGCCGCCUUCGGCGGUUUGGCCUGCAUCUUGGCGUCGGUGCUCAGUUUGCUCCGUUGAACUCUGAGGACCGUUUGGCGUAUCAGAAUCCCAAGCAACAACUUCACAAAGAUUAAGUGAUAUGGACCAUUUUUGUAGUUUGAUCAACAAUGGGAAAGACACACGCACAAAAACCAAAUGUCAUUUUUUUA
Messenger RNA from Syngnathoides biaculeatus (alligator pipefish), 867 nucleotides. Its product is annotated as induced myeloid leukemia cell differentiation protein Mcl-1 homolog. NCBI's taxonomy places the organism in Eukaryota, Metazoa, Chordata, Actinopteri, Syngnathiformes, Syngnathidae. Gene Ontology annotation, molecular function: channel activity; protein homodimerization activity; protein heterodimerization activity. The record is from RefSeq and is a predicted model, not a curated record. Gene Ontology annotation, biological process: release of cytochrome c from mitochondria; mitochondrial fusion; intrinsic apoptotic signaling pathway in response to DNA damage. The coding region runs from base 209 to 736 and encodes 175 amino acids. Gene Ontology annotation, cellular component: mitochondrial outer membrane. The transcript has 3 exons.